This is a messenger RNA of Salvelinus namaycush (lake trout), 1896 nucleotides long. It is a transcript of the gene ahsa1a, whose product is annotated as AHA1, activator of heat shock protein ATPase homolog 1a. Gene Ontology annotation, biological process: positive regulation of ATP-dependent activity; protein folding. Gene Ontology annotation, cellular component: cytosol. NCBI's taxonomy places the organism in Eukaryota, Metazoa, Chordata, Actinopteri, Salmoniformes, Salmonidae. Gene Ontology annotation, molecular function: ATPase activator activity; protein-folding chaperone binding. The transcript has 11 exons. The record is from RefSeq and is a predicted model, not a curated record. The coding region runs from base 481 to 1572 and encodes 363 amino acids.
AAGCUCCUUGCAUUUCAAAACGAGUUUGAGAAAAACCAGGGUCCUAAAACCAAGCACACCGGCGCUCAGGUACAUUUCUACGGCCAUAACGCAGUUUUAGAUAGAUUAAAUACAAAUGAUUUACAGUCGGUUUAGCUAAAGUUAAUGUUUUGGUUAGCGAUUUAAUUGAAUUAUUUGUCAAUUAAAAAUACAUACACAGUAGCUACACUUUGCCAUCUAGGUUGAUAUUACCAACGUUAGCAUGUGGCUAGCUGUGUAGCUAACGUAGCUCGUCGUCACGUUUCAUCCUUUUUGGUUUUAGGCAUUUGUAAUUAAUUUAGUUAGCUAGUUAGCCAGCUUUAGGAAAUCAUUUAAACAGUUUUUUGGUAGUAGCUAGCAAAUAACAUUAGCUACUGUAGCUAAAACAUUAACUAGACACCGCUGUCAUCAUGGCGAAAUGGGGAGAAGGGGAUCCACGCUGGAUCGUGGAGGAGAGAGCCGAUGCAACAAACGUCAAUAACUGGCACUGAACUACAAAUGCCUGUCUCAAGCUUAACAACACUCACCAGGGCCAUGAAGAUCUGGACGAUACUGCCAAGUCGAGGCAUAGAACCAGUGGGUGUGCCUGAGUCUUGCCACCUCUCAACUAGGACCGAACGAGAUGUGACAGGCUGGUCGACAGACAAGCUGAAGGAGCUCCUAUUGGGGCUGCGCGUGGAGGGCCCAGAGGGGAGCUGCGAGGUCACCGACGUCCCCAAGCUGGACGGUGAGGCAUCCAUCAACAACCGCAAGGGGAAGCUCAUCUACUUCUACGAGUGGAACGUCAAGGCGACGUGGACUGGAACAUCAAAAACCGGAAUCAAGUACAAAGGGAACAUCGAAGUUCCCAACCUCUCCGAUGAAAAUGACAUGGACGACCUAGAUAUCAGUGUGUCACUUUGCAAAGAUGAACCCAACACAACCCUCACCGAACUUAUGAAGAAGGAGGGAGCGAAGAAAGUGCGCGCUGCCCUGGGGAGCUAUGUGGACCACCUCAAAUCCGAGUUCACUCAGGGCAUGAUCCUCCCAACGGCGAAUGGGGUGGCGAGCAAGCCACAGCCGUCGCAGACGCAGACAAAGGUCAAAGUGGACAAAACCCAGAUUGGCUCCUGCGUAUCAGCCCCCUCUCCUAGCACAGGGGUCAAGAUCCCCACCUGCAAGUUUAGUCUCAAGGAGACCUUCCUCACCUCACCUGACGAGCUGUACAGAACCUUCAUCAACCAGGACAUGGUCCAGGCGUUCACCCAUACUGCAGCCGUGGUUGACGGAGACAAAGGAGGGAAGUUUCAGCUGCUAGAGGGAAGCGUCAACGGAGAGUUUCUGGAGCUGGUCCCAGAUGAAAAGAUAGUUAUGAAAUGGAGGUUCAAGACCUGGCCCUGUGAGCACUAUGCAACUAUUACCCUGAACAUGAAGGAUCGAGGCAAUGAGACUGAGCUGAAGGUAGAAUGUAAAGGAGUCCCGACGGUAGAGGAGGAUCGGACAAAGGAGGGUUGGAAGAGACACUACUUUGAAGCCAUCAAACAGACUUUUGGAUUCGGGGCCCGACUCUACUGAAUAAUGUAAAAAAAAAAAAAAAAAAAAAGAUUAUUUAAUGUGGAUGAAUACUCUUUAGCACAGUCUCUCUUGUAGCACCAGCCCUACAUCGUGCGUAGACAAACGGUGCCUUUUCCACUUGGAAGACUGGCAGUCCGUGUAAGGGUCAUUGGUUCAAGGCUUUCUUUGAUGUCUGUGCUUACCUUACUGAGUCUAUAAGCUAAAUGAGAUGUAGAAACAAUUACUCGAACGACAGUAUAUUUGGAAUUAACUAUUAGCAUUCUCAAUCUCCAAUUCUGCACAUUUGAAGUGUGUCAUGCUGAAAUAAAUUACAUUUUUACUGAA